UAUGGUUGACUGUCCCUAUAGCGCGUUUGGACAGGAAGCCCCGGCUAGAGAGAUCGUCAACUGUGUCAGAGUUUAUUUCGUAAUGUUAACGUGUUUCGUCUCUGCAUGAAUCCAAAGGAUUUCCAUUCUCCCAGUGUGUUCUAUGAAGCAUUUGUCUGUCAAAAGCUUAGAAAAACUUCAAUGAAGAGCAAUGGACGUGACCUGCGUGAUCGGCCACUUCGGACGAUACCAAGCCGUUCUCCUUCUCCUGGUCUUCGUGGUGACCUUCCCCGUGACGUUCAUAUUCUUCACCACACCCUUCUUCGACGUCCAAGUGGACCGAUGGUGCAUGCAGCACCGCUUCCAGAACUCGGCGUGGAGUUUUGGCGUGUUGGAGGAUGAUGCGAGCAACGUGUCGAAUGUCGAAGUAUUCAAGUGCUUCAGCGGCAUGCUCAAGUUGCAAGAAAGCAACGAAAGUGUUGAUACAGCGCCUGAGGCAGAGAUUCCGUCGUGCGGUGGAUAUGAAAACUGGGAACCGCUCGUCAGCCAGCCCGCCGCGAUCUGUGAAGACCUUUGGGUGCAAUCUGCUCUGCAAGUAGCACUCCUGCUGGCAGUUUCUUCUGGUUACCUCGUCUUUGGUGUAUGUUCAGAUAUGUUCGGCCGCAAGCGCUGUCUGUUGGUUGCCCUGUUACUCUGCUCUGUCUCCUCCUUAACGGCCGCCGUAGCACCGGCGUCCUGGCUCUUCCACACCACGAGGUUCCUAGCGUGUAUGGCAGCGGCUGGACUUUCCCUUGGAACUAUUGUUCUCUGUUCAGAGACUGUUGGACGAAAGCAGAGGUGUCUGCUUAUGUUCGCCCUCGGAGCAGGGUUUGCGAUAGCGAACAUUUCCUUCCAAACGCUGACACGUUACACUUCCAACUGGUGGUAUCUGCAGCUGUCCAGCGGCAUCAUCGUUUUGGCUGCAUUGCCACUUGUAUGGUUCGCUAAGGAAUCGCCACGCUGGCUGGUAGCCACGGGUCGUCUUUCAAGAGCAGAAGAAACACUCUUGCAUAUCUUGAAAGUAAACCGCGGACCUCAACUGUACAUGGAGAUCAUCAUGCUAGAACUCGUCGAUAAAGUGAGCGUGGAUUUCUCGAAGCCACGUCAGCAGCGACGGGACCGACUGGUCUUCAGGAGCCGGCAUUUACACCUGUUCAUUCUCUUCAUAAGCGCAGCUGCCGUUCUGGUUCUUCGGCAAAGUAACCCAGUGGCAGCGUCCAGAUUGCAGAAACGUGUGACAGCCCAACUGUGGGGGAUCGACGUGUCGCUACUAAUUCAGGUCCCCGUCUCGAUGCUCUUCUACUGGAUGGCUGUGCGCUUCAAACGGCGUUACACACUGUCGUCCCUAUUCACGUUCCUAAGCCUGGUCUAUAUUUGCAGCCUGUGCCUUCCGCAAGGUUCGAAUCCCAUCAGCACUGCUUUGCCUUUAUUGGUGAAAGUUCUGACCUCGUAUCACACGGUGUUCCUGUGGAUAGCAGCCAUCGAACUAUUUCCAACGACUUCGCGAGGACUCGGUGUAGGCAGUUGCUGGGCAUGUGCGCAUUUGGUACUUGUGUGUGCGCCGGCUAUUGGCAUGACGAGCGUCUCCGAACCUGAUCCAACGUUGGCCUGUGUCCUGCUGACGGCGACAGCCCUAGUGUGCGCGGCGCUUGCCCUUCUCCUUCCGGUUACAUAUUCGCGUGUCCUUCCGGACACAUACCAGGAGCUACACCAGUCACAGAAGAACGCCUCCUUGCUGCCAGACGACGAAGCGAAAAAAUCUGUAACAGGGAAAUUGCUUUACGCAUCAUGAAACCUCCCUUCAAGAAGGCAUAUUCGAGGACAGAUCGUCCACUUUCUUCUGGUCGCAAUAAAAACCAGUCUUUAUACGACGA
This is a messenger RNA of Ornithodoros turicata, 1892 nucleotides long. Its product is annotated as solute carrier family 22 member 13-like. Bases 191 to 1810 code for a protein of 539 amino acids. The transcript has 11 exons. Lineage: Eukaryota; Metazoa; Arthropoda; Arachnida; Ixodida; Argasidae. Gene Ontology annotation, molecular function: transmembrane transporter activity. Gene Ontology annotation, cellular component: membrane. The record is from RefSeq and is a predicted model, not a curated record. Gene Ontology annotation, biological process: transmembrane transport.